Messenger RNA from Lolium rigidum, 3440 nucleotides. Its product is annotated as exportin-T-like. Lineage: Eukaryota; Viridiplantae; Streptophyta; Magnoliopsida; Poales; Poaceae. The record is from RefSeq and is a predicted model, not a curated record. Bases 1 to 2943 code for a protein of 980 amino acids. The transcript is spliced from 15 exons. Gene Ontology annotation, molecular function: tRNA binding; small GTPase binding. Gene Ontology annotation, cellular component: nuclear pore; nuclear matrix; cytoplasm. Gene Ontology annotation, biological process: tRNA re-export from nucleus.
AUGGACGACCUCGAGAAGGCCAUCCUGCUCGCCUCCGACUCCCCCGCCGCCGCCGGGGCCUCCCCGGCCAUCCGCGAGGAGGCGCUCGCCUUCUGCGCCCGCGCCCGCGACGAGUCCCCGCCCUCCUCGCUCCUCCGCCUCUGCCUCUCCGGCCUCGCCUCCUCCCCCCACGCGCACGUCCACUUCUGGUGCCUCCAGUCCCUCCACGACGCGCUCCUCCGCCGCCGCAUCGCCCUCCCCGACGACCUUGCCCUGCUCCGCUCCUCCCUCCUCUCCCUCGCCUCCUCCUCCAACGCCGCCUCCCCGCCCUUCCUCCGCAACAAGCUCGCGCAGCUCAUCUCCCUCCUCGUCCGCCUAGACUACCCGCAUGUCUACCCCUCCUACUUCCUCGACCUCCUCCCGCCGUCCCCGCCGCACUCGGGCCCGACCGACAUGUUCGCCCGCGUCCUCAUCUCCAUCGACGACGACCUGCUCUCCCAGGACUACCCCCGCAGCGCCGACGAGACCGCCGACGCCGGCAGGGUCAAGGACGCCAUGCGGGCGCAGUGCGUGCCCCAGAUCGCCCGCCACUGGCACGACGCUGCUGGGUCCCUCCGUGCCGUAGACCCUCCCACCGCCGCCGUAGCCCUUGAUGCGGCGCGCAGGUGCAUCUCCUGGAUCGAUGUCGCGCUGGUCGCCAACGAUGUGUUCGUUCCUCUUCUGUUUGACAUUGCGCUGUCCCCUGGAACCGCUGCUCCACUCGCCGCUGCCGCCGCGGGAUGUCUUUCUGCUGUGGCUGCCAAGAGGAUGGAUGCAAGGGCAAAGGUGGCCUUGCUGAGGUCACUCUUGUCUGCGCAGCAGGGGCUCGGUAGCCCAGACAGCGGGUUAAAGAUGGCGACUCUGGUGACGACUUAUGCUGCCGAGGCUCUCGAAUGUUACCGCAAGCUUGGCCCUGGUGAUGCCGAUGGAGCCGCCGCGUUGGAGAUGCUCGAACAGGUGCUACCGGCUGUUUUUUCAGCGGCGGAGAGCGCUUAUGACGACGAUGUUGAUUCUGGUUCCGUGCUCGAUUUCUUAGCUGGGUAUGUCAGUACCAUGAAGGCUCCAUCAGAGAAGCAGCUAGGGCACCUGGGACGGAUCUUAGAGGUGGUGCGGCAGCAAAUGUUAUAUGAUCCAGUGUAUAGGGGUCAUCUUGAUGUGCUUGACAAGAUUGGGAAGGAGGAGGAGGACUUGAUGGCGGAGCAACGCAAGGAUCUAGUGGCAUUGUUCAGGAACAUUUGUAAAGUGGCGCCAGCGGCCACACAGCAGUUCAUAAAGGGGUUGCUCGUGACAGCGCUCUCAUCUGCAGAAGCUACCGUCGAGGAUGUCGAGGUCACUCUUACCCUGUUCUACCGUCUUGGGGAAAUAGUGGGGGAGGAAGAGAUCCGUACUGGGACUGGGCUGCUCGGGGAGCUUGUGCCCAUGCUCCUUUCUGCGAGGUUCCCGUGCCACACACACCGUCUAGUUGCGUCGGUGUAUCUCGAGACAGUUACCCGUUACAUCAAGUUCAUGCAAGAGAAUGUACAGUACGUGCCACACCUUCUUGCCGCUUUCUUGGAUGAGCGUGGUAUACACCAUCAGAAUUCCAUUGUGAGCCGCCGGGCAGGAUACUUGUUCAUGAAAGCUGUUAAGUUGUUGAAGGCAAAGCUAGUGCCUUACUUGGAUACCAUCUUGCAGACCUUGGAAGAUGUCCUUGGACAAUUCACUGCUAUGGACUGGGCAAAUAAAGAGGCAAAGUUCUCCAGCUCAGAGGAUGGCAGCCAAAUUUUUGAGGCUGUUGGGUUGUUGAUCGGUAUUGAAGAGCUGUCACCAGAGAAGCAGGUUCAGUGCUUGACAGCUUUGCUGAAUCCUCUCUGUCAUCAGAUUGAGUCGCUUGUAGUGGGUGCCAAAACACAAGGACUUGAAGAAUCUUCACCAAGAGCGAUGAGUCUUCAACAGAUUGUUGUUGCAUUGAAUAUGCUCACCAAGGGCUUUAAUGAACGUCUCGUGAUGGUAAUUAGGCCAACAAUCGGGGUCAUGUUCAAAAAGACCCUUGAUGUUGUUUUACAAAUCCUUGUUUCAUUUCCUAACGUGAAGCCCCUACGAUCAAAGGUCAUAUCCUUUCUGCACCGCAUGAUUGAGAUAUUAGGAAUCUCGGUGCUCCCAUGUAUUCCAGUCGCACUAAGACAAUUGGUGGUUGAUAACGAGGCAAAAGAUAUGGUGGAAUUCCUUGUGCUGAUAAACCAGAUAAUAUGCAAGUUUAAUUCUUCAGCAAGUGGAAUACUGGAGGAUGUCUUUCCCACUAUUGCAAGUCGUUUAGCUGUGAUACUGUCACAAGAUGCCUUUUCAACUGGUCCUGCAGGAAAUACUGAGGAAAUGCGAGAACUGCAAGAGCUGCAGAGGACAUUAUACACAUUCUUGCAUGGGAUGGUUACACAUGAUCUGUCUAUGAUUCUCCUUGCUCCUACCUGUACGCAGUAUUUGGAGACUAUAAUGCAGUUGCUUUUGUAUACAUCAUGCAGUCAUAAAGAUAUCCUACUUCGGAAGGCGUGUGUGCAGAUUUUUAUCAGACUCAUAAAAGACUGGUGCACUACGUCCAAAGCUGAUGAUAAGCUUCCUGGCUUCCGAGUGUUCAUGAUUGAGAAGUUUGCUACUGGUUGCUGUUUAUACAGUGUCCUUGACAAAUCAUUUAAUUUGCGUGAUGCAAAUACGCUUGUUCUCUUUGGUGAAAUUGUGAUGGCUCAAAAGAUUAUGUAUGAAAGAUUCGGGGAGGACUUCGUUGUAAAUUUUGUAGCAAAAGGUCUUCCAGAAGCUCACUGCCCACCAGACCUAGCUGAACAGUACUACCAAAAGUUACAGGGAAAUGAUACAAAAGCAUUCAGGUCAUUCUAUCAAUCACUUAUCGAGAAAAUAAGACAACAGCAGAAUGGGAGUCUUGUAUUCAGAUAGCAUCAUUUGAUUCAUUUGCUAUCUGUUUGCCAGUAGAAGACUCUGCAGCUGUAUGAUUUGAGUAUAGGUUAGUUGUAUCAACAAUGUAUAUAAAGCUCCAUUUCUGAGGUUGGAAGAUGUAUACUGCGGGAGCAUUUUUUACAGAAUAUGUCUGCUGUUCACCGCGUGUCACUGAGUUGCAUUGAAAUGUGACCCCAGAGUUCUGAUGAGAAAAUACAGGGUUCCAUUUAUUCGUUUCGAGGUUUCUCCACAAAGUGGCAAUUUGUUCUGCUACCAGGGCUUCAACUUUUGUAAGGUGAUCGCAGUGAGCUAACAGUUCGGGUAGAGAGUGUGCAUGUAGGCUGUGUUUUUCCUGACAGAAAUUGUCGCACCGCCUGUUGUCGUGUACCAAAUUUUGCCAAUCUGCUGUGGUUUCCACCCCAUUUAGUCAGCUGGGGUGUUGUACAGAUUCUACAAUAUAACUGCGCCGUAAUGUCUAUGGUCACCUCUUUCGUCCA